GUGAUGUUAUAUCUGACACGAUGUCGUUGAAUUUAUGGGUCAAAAAGAACAAAGGUCGUGACACACAAUGACAGGAAAUAGAAAACUAUCAACUACUGAGUCUGUGUUAUUACUGGCUAGUGAAGAUGUUAGUGACUACCGUCGUGCUUACAGAAACCAAAAUGAAGAUCGUUUACUGAAUUCUGAUGCUGAAAAUAAUGAGACAAUUGAAGAAGAAGAAGCUGAUGAUCACGAUAUAUCUAUUCUCAAAAUUAAAAAUCUUUUCCAAAUUGAAGUAUCUUUGCUUUUGAAUGUUCUAUUGGCAGCAUUUGAUGGUACAAUUACUGCUUCAACUUAUACAAUCAUUGGUAGUGAGUUUAAUGCAGUCAAUCUAGGCUCCUGGAUAACAACUUCAUAUUUGAUUACAUCAACUUCUUUCCAACCUCUUUAUGGAUCAUUCUCUGAUAUCUUUGGGAGAAGAGUCUGCUAUUUCUUUGCAACCACCAUCUUUGCAUUAGGUUGUAUUGGCUGCUCGAUGUCUCAAAACAUAUUUCAACUAUUUUUUGCAAGAUCAAUAACAGGUAUUGGUGGUGGUGGGUUGGUUACUUUAGCUACAGUGAUCAAUUCUGAUAUAAUACCAUCUGCAAAGAGAGGUUUAUUUCAAGGCUUUCAAAAUAUUCUAGUGGGUAUUGGAAGUAUAUUGGGUGCUGCACUUGGUGGUUUCAUAUCCGAGCAAAUUGGCUGGAGAUAUUGCUUUUUAGUUCAAGUCCCAAUAAGUUUAACUGGGUUAUUGUUUGGGAUAUUCUAUAUCGAGAAUCAAACUGAAUUUGAUCAUGAAAAGGGUAUAAAGGAUAUAGACAUAGAAGGCUCCAUAUUAUUAGUUGUUGGGUUGACCUCUCAAUUAUUGGCAUUAAACACAUCUUCGGUAUCUUUGACAAUUCUUUCAUUUGUAAUUUUGAUUGUUUUUAUAAAAAUCGAAUUCAAUACGGUGAAAAUUCCAAUCAUCCCCUUCAAACAAAUCCAUGGAACUUCAAAUUAUUUAGUUUUAUUCAUUUCAAUUUUGACAGGUUUUGCAAACUUUGCCUAUAUUUUCAUUUUGCCUUUGCUUUUCCAAAUUGUUCUAGGUGAUUCCCCUUCAAAAGCUGGUCUCAGAUUGGGUAUUCCGUCCUUGUUUACCAGCGUUGGAUCGUUGCUCACAGCUUAUUUUAUGAAUAAAGAUGUCAGUAAUUUGGUGUACCUUGUUCAUUUUGGUGUCUUCUUAAUAGGUUUUGGUAAUUUAUUGGCACUUUUUAUAUCUCCAAGAAUCCCAGAUAAAAUGCUAAAUUUUUUGUUGAUUGCAGCUAACACUGGUCAAGGUAUGUCAAAUCCGGCCUUAUUAUUUACCUUUAUCUUAAACUUCACCAAAAGAUUACAAGCAAGCUCUACAUCAACAUUGUACCUUUUCAGAUCAAUUGGUAAUGUUUGGGGUGUUGCAACUAUUUCUAUAAUCAUUCAAUUUUUUUUGAAAAAUGAACUGGUUAGAAAUUUUGAAAAUUCAGACUUGAAUGAGGAUGAAAUCAAUAAAGUCAUUUUCAAAGUUUUGAGAUCAAUCAGCUACAUUCAAAAGUUACCAGAUUCAAUUAAAGAAACAGUAAGUACGUCUUAUGAAACGUCAAUAAGAAAGGCCCAAAUUGUUUCAACUUUAAUCUGUGUCUUUUGCUUUACACUAUGUGUAUUGCGAGAUUAUGUUUUGACUAAAAAGGAAACUGCCAAACUUACACCAUAG
Messenger RNA from Hansenula anomala, 1744 nucleotides. RefSeq names its product Vba2p (gene VBA2). Gene Ontology annotation, biological process: transmembrane transport; basic amino acid transport. Gene Ontology annotation, molecular function: basic amino acid transmembrane transporter activity. Lineage: Eukaryota; Fungi; Ascomycota; Saccharomycetes; Phaffomycetales; Wickerhamomycetaceae. The record is from RefSeq and is a predicted model, not a curated record. Bases 68 to 1744 code for a protein of 558 amino acids. Gene Ontology annotation, cellular component: fungal-type vacuole membrane. The transcript is spliced from 2 exons.